Molecule: messenger RNA, 9322 nt
Organism: Gorilla gorilla gorilla (western lowland gorilla)
Lineage: Eukaryota; Metazoa; Chordata; Mammalia; Primates; Hominidae
Gene: ZNF606
Product: zinc finger protein 606
Exons: 2
Coding region: 6183-8087 (634 amino acids)
Biological process (GO): regulation of transcription by RNA polymerase II
Cellular component (GO): nucleus
Molecular function (GO): RNA polymerase II cis-regulatory region sequence-specific DNA binding; DNA-binding transcription activator activity, RNA polymerase II-specific
Source: RefSeq, a predicted model, not a curated record
GCAGACCCCAGGCUGAACAAGGAACUUCCCCCCAAGCCCUCUUUGUUGAGAAAUGGGAUAAGGCCAUGAAGAGUUACCUUCCUCAGAUACUUUAGAAUUCCCUCUAAGGAGCUUUCUUCUCUUGCUGCUUUUGAUUUAGAGCAAAGAAGCAUCACCAUCCUAAUAAGGUAGCCAUUUUCCCUCGCUGUCGGCUCUUGAUGGCUCCUGUUUUCUGCGGUCCCUUCCUCUAAGGUUACCUCUAAGGUUACCUCUUACCCGUGUAGCUACUUCAAAUAUUUUCCUUAUUUCCUGUAUUGCCAAACUUGUAACCUGUAGCUAUAGAUGCUUAUUUCAAAAAAAUAGGUUUUUUGGGCUUUUUGGUUUGUUUGUUUUGAGAUAGAGUCUCGCUCUGUCACCCAGGCUGGAGUGCAGUGGUGCGAUCUCGGCUCACUGCAACCUCUGCCUCCCGGGUUCAAGCGAUUCUCCCACCUCAGCCUCCUGAGUAGCUGGGAUUACAGGCACCCGCCACCAUGCCUGGCUAUUUUUUGUAUUUUUAGUAGAGAUGGGGUUUCACCAUGUUGGCUGGGCUGGUCUCGAACUCCUGACCUCAAGUGAUCCACCCACCUCGGGCUCCCAAAGUGCUGGGAUUACAGGCAUGAGCCACCGUUCCCGGCUUGGGCUUUUGUUCUUUCUUACUUAGAUCUUCUUGGAUACCAAACAAAAUAGAUUUUUAAAAUAUAGGUAAUGUUCAAAUAUCUGAAAGCUACUUAAAAUGUAUAAGCUAAAAAAAAAUCUCCUUUAUUAAAAAAAUUAGCUGGGCUUUAUGGUGCAUGUCUGUGGUCCUAGCUACUCAGGGGACUGAGGUGAGGAUUGCUUGAGCCUGGGAUGUUGAGGCUGUAGUGAGCUGUGAUUUCACCACUGCACUCCAGCCCGAGUGACAGAGCAAGACCCUGUCUGAAAAACACCACCAAAAAUAACUCAUUUAUACUCCCUGCUCUUACUCACAUUACUGUUAUUCCCCCAAAACACAGAUACACAGAGGCAUACACACAGGUAACUACUUUUCUUUUACUAUAAAAUCUUGAGUUAUUUUCUUGGUAGUUGCCCUGGGGAUUACAAUUAACAUCUUUUGAGACAAGGUCUUGCUCUUCUGCCCAGGCUGGAGUGCAGUAGCACAAUCUUGACUUACUGCAGCCUCUGCAUUACAAGCUUAGGCAGUCCUCCCACCUCAGCCUCCUAGGUAGCUGGGACUACAGCCAUGCACCGUCAUGCUCAGUUAAUUAAAAAAAAAAUUUUUUUUGUAGAGACAAGGUCUCACUAUAUUGCCCAGGCUAGUCUUGAACUCCUGUGCACAAGCAAUCCUCCUGCCUUGGCCUCCCAAAGUGCUGAGAUUAUAGGUGUGAACCACCACGCCUGACCUUACAAUUAACAUCUUAAUUUAUGACGAUGUAGUUUGGAUUAAUACUAGUGUGAUGUUAAUAGUAUACCAAAACUUUGUGUAUAGCUCUGCCCUCCUCCUUUUAUGCUGUUUUGUCACAAAUUACAUCUUUAUACAUUGUGUGUUCAUGAAUAUGGAUUUAUAAUUAUUGCUUUAUGCAGUUGUCUUUUAACAGACUGAAAAAAAGGAGCUAGAAACAAGAAUUUUACUUAUAUUGUCUUUUUAUACUUAUGUAGCUAUCUUUAUUGCUGUUUUUUAUUUUGAGUUACUGUUGAAUGUUCUUUCAUUUCAGCCUGAGGAACUCAUUUUAGCAUUUCCAUUUUGUUUUUUGAGAUAGAAAAGACACUCUGUUGCCCAGGCUGGAGUGCAGUGGCAUGAUCUUGGCUCACUGUAGUCUCAACCUUCUAGGCUCAAGUGAUCCUCCCAUCUCAGCCUCCUGAGUAGCUGGGACUAUAGGUGCACACAACCAUGCCUCACUAUGUUGCCUAGGCUGGUCUUGAACUCCUGAGCUCAAGUGAUGCCCCUGCCUCAGCCUCUCAAAGUGCUGGGAUUACAGGCGUGAGUCACUAUCCCCAGCCAGCAUUUCCUGUCGGACAGGUUUGCUAACAGCGAACUGUGGCGUUUUGUUUAUCUGGAAAUCUCUUGAUUUCUUCUUCAUUUUUGAAGGAUAAUUUUACUGGGUAUAGAAUUCUUGAUUGUCAUGUUUUUUUGUCUUUCUUUCUGGCCUGAGUCAUUUCUGAGAAACAAGCUGUUAAUCUUAUUGAAGAUCCCUUGUACGUGAUGAGUUUCUUCUCUCUGCUUUCAGGAUUCUCUCUUCGGCUUUUAUUUUAUUUUAUUUAUUUAUUUAUUGAGACAGAGUCUUGCUCUGUCGCCCAGGCUGGAGUGCAGUGGCGCAAUCUUGGCUCACUGCAGCCUCUGCCUCCUGGGUUCAAGCGAUUCUCCUGCCUCAGCCUCCUGUGUAGCUAGGAUUACAGGGGCCCGCCACCACACCCAGCUAAUUUUUUUUUUUUUUUUUUUUUUUUGUAUUUUUAGUAGAGGCAGGUUUCACCGUGUUAGCCAGGAUGGUCUCAAUCUCUUGACCUCGUGAUCUACCCACCUCGCCCUCCCAAAGUGCUGGGAUUACAGGCGUGAGCCACCACCCCUGGCCCUAGUUUAAUUAUUAUGGGUAUGCAUGUAGCCUUCUAGGUUGGAGCUUCUCAGAGUCCCUAUAGAUAUCUCAUUCCUCAGCUCUUUCAUUCUAUCUUUUUGACUCGUGUGUUUUGGGCCCCACCUGUUUGCCAUCACCUCAGGCAAUGGUGACUUUAAAACAUUGCCUGUAAAUGUUAGAAAAGUACCUCCUCCCUAGAGGCUUUGUAACACUAUGAGAGUUCUCUGUCAGGCAAAAUAAAGACCAGCUUUUCCAGUGGAGUCUUCCAGGGAGCCACUAGGCAGGUCUAGUAAUGAGUGUUCUUUGUGAAUGAGGCUUUGAAAAAGCUCCAGCUUUGUUCUGCUCACUGAAGUACCAGAAGUGGGGGCUGUCAUUUUUCCAAGGCUGUUACUGAGCCAGAGAUGGGACCGGGGUAAGUUAGAACACCAUAUAGCUUACUGUUCUUAUUAAAAUUUACUUUUCUAGAAUAAAUGUUUUCCUGGUUGCUGCAAGGCUUUGGUUAAUUUUGUUUUUUUGUGUUUUUGUUGUUGUUGUUUUUGUUUUUGUUUUGAGAUGGAGUCUCACUCUGUCACCCAGGCUCAAGUGCAGUGCAUGAUCUCAGCUCAGUGCAAGCUCCGCCUCCCGGGGUCACGCCAUUCUGCUGCCUCAGCCUCCCUAGUAGGUGGGACUACAGGCGCCCGACACCAGGCCUGGCCAAUUUUUAUGUAUUUUUAGUAGAGUUGGGGUUUCACCAUGUUAGCCAGGAUGGUCUCGAUCUCCUGACCUCGUGAUCCGCCCGCCUCAGCCUCCCAAAGUGCUGGGAUUACAGGCAUGAGCCACUGCGCCUGGCCUAGGCUUUGGUUAAUUUACAGAAUUUUGAAAAAUUGCCUUCUGACAGUUUUGCCAGUUUUUUAGUUGGUUUUACAGAGUGGUGAAAUUUUACAUGUCUUUACUUGGCCAUUUUCACUGACAUUCUGCCUCAGGUAAUCACUUUUAGUAAUUUCUGUUACAUGCAUAACAGAGUUUCUUUAUGCGGCUACAAGCAUGUAGGAAUUUGUAGUUAUUUUUCAUGUUUUCAACAAUAGGAGAUUAUACACAUUGUCUUUAUCUUAUUAUUUUUGGCAAUGUGCCACAGCCUCUUCUUGAGUCCUGAAGUUGGAUUAUCUUCCACCCACUCUAAUGGAGGGGACUUUUGUGGAGAAUCUCGCCAGUUGUUUUCUAUUCAGAUUGGAAACUUUCCCCUAAGAGCUCAUGAAUUCCAGGAGCUUUAAUUCUUCUACCUUCAGUGCUGCCCAUUCUUAGUUACCAUCCAGAGCCCUGCAAUUCCAGCACCUCUGUCCUUACACUUCUCCCGUUUUACAAAGCAUCUCAGCUGUCUCCUUGAUCACAGCCGAUAGAACCAGUAAUCUUGCCUCUACUUUCUAGAUGUUCUCCCAUCUUCCUGAGGUGCAUUUCUGCAUGUCCCCUAAGCUGGAGAUUGAGAAGUCAUCUUGACUUCGAGCUCUUUCCUCUCCAAGAAGUAAUCUCUCUUCUAACUCCCAAGAUUUUCUUCCUCUGAAAUGUUAGUUAUGUCAUUCAGCUUCCAUCAUCACUCUCACAGUCCAGCCCCUUUCUCGUAAAAUUCCAGCCCAAGUUGAUGAGGAAAUUCUCACCUGUUAUUAGCCACCUCAGGUACUAUUUCUAGAUUUAUAUCCCUGAAAUCUUUGAUUAUGAGAUCCCUGUCAGUAAACCUACAGUGAUUCUAAUUGCCUUGUAACAAAACAACUGGAUUUCAAAACCUUCUAUUUUUUCUAUUGUUUCUCUCAUUUCCUGAAUAGCUCCUGGAGUUUAUUCAGCAGGUAUCCUUAUCUUCCUACUCACACACUGGUCACGCCAUGCAUGCCUCUGCUCAUGCUGAGUGACUAGUCAGUCUGUACCCAGGUCGUGCUUCAAGGCUGAGCUCAUGUUGUUUCUCUUGUGUGAACCAUCCUCGAUCACUUCAGUUAGUGCUGAUGUCCUUUUUUGAUCUCCCACCCACUUAGCAUCUGUUCUAUAACCCCACCAUCUCAGAGUGAUAUUUCUUUUUCUUUUCUUUUUUUUUUUUUGAGACGGAGUUUUGGCCUUGUUGCCCAGGCUGGAGCGCAAUGGUGUGGUCUUGGCUCACUGCAACCUCCACCUCCCGGGUUCAAGCAAUUCUCCUGUCUCAGCCUCCCGAGUAGCUGGGAUUACAAGCGCCUGCCACUAUGCCCAGCUAAUUUUUUGUAUUUUUUUAGUAGAGACGGGGUUUCACCAUGCUGGCCAGGCUGGUCCUAAACUCCUGACCUCAGGUAAUCCACCCGCCUCAGCUUCCCAAAGUGCUGGGAUUACAGGCGUGAGCUACCGCGCCCGACCUCAGAGUGAUAUUUCAUGUAUAUUCAUCACUGUUUGGUAGGAUCUCUCUUCACAUAGAUUCUGACUUCCAGGGAGACCGUACUUUCUUGCCUUGUCUCUGGUGCUGGAAACUCAGUAGACUACAAGUACUGAGUGAGUAUAAAGUUGGACAAGAACUGUUCAUUUGGUCUUUCAGUUGGUCUUUCAUUUGGUCAGGGAAUUGGUCAGCUUCCAUUUGUAAAAAGCUUUUACUGGAAGGAUUUAAAAAUCUAUAUGAAAAUAAUUCAGUAACUUUUAAGAGCUGAGCUUGAAAUUGAUAAUAAAUGCCAGUUGUUGUGCAGAGUAGAACCUUGGUUAUAAUGGUCGUGGGGGCCAGGGAUGGGGGCUCACAUUUGUAAUCCCAGUGCUUUGGGAGGCCAAGGUGGGAGGAUUAUUUGAGCCCAGGAAUUUGAGACCAUCCUGGGCAACAUGGCGGGACCCUGUCACUAUAAAAAAUUUAAAAACAUUUAGCCAGGCAUGGUUGUGUAUACAGGAUUCAUGCCUGUAGUCCUGUUACUCCGAAGGCUGAGGUGGGAGGAUUGCCUGAGCCCAGUAAUUUGAGAUUACAGUGAGCUAUGACGGUACCACUGCACUCCUGCCUGAGUGAGACCCUGUCUCAAAAAAAUUAAACAAAAAAUAAUGGACUUGGGUGGUAAAAGGGGGGAAAUUACAUACAGUAAAGAGAAAAAAAGAAGCAGAGAGAGAGGGCAGGGUCUAGUUCUUGUUGGGACAUGCCUGGGGCUUUAGACCCUGUAGCAAUCUGGAUAAUGACUUCCCCCACAAAGAUAUCUGCAUCCUAAUCUCCAGAAUUUGUGAAUGGGGCACCUUGUAUGGCAAAAGGGACUUUCAGAUGAGAGUAAAUUAAGGAUCUUGCUGUGGGGAGAUUAUCCUGGAUUGUCUGAGUGGAUUCUAAAUGUACUCACAAGGGUCCUUUUAUAAGAUUGUGGUGGGAGGGUCAGAGACACGGGAGAGGAUAUGAUGACAGAAGCAGAGGUUGGAGUGAUGAGCUUUGCAGAUGGAGGAAGGAGCUGCGAGCCAAGGAAUUGGGGCAGCUUCUAGAAGAUGGAAAGGGCAAGGAUAUGGUGGAUUCCUUAGAGCUUCUGGAGGGAGCACAACCCGGCCAAUAACUCCAUUUUAGCCCAGUGGAAGCCGUUUUGGACUUCUGACUUCCAGAACGAAUGGGUGAGAAAUCUUGAAAGCAAAGCAUUGAUCCCAGCACAGAGCAUUUUUGAGGAAGAACAAUCCCAUGGCAUGAAGUUGGAAAGAUAUAUAUGGGAUGAUCCUUGGUUCUCCAGGUUAGAAGUUUUGGGAUGUAAAGACCAAUUAGAAAUGUACCACAUGAACCAGAGUACAGCUAUGAGGCAGAUGGUCUUCAUGCAAAAGCAAGUACUAUCCCAGAGAAGCUCUGAAUUCUGUGGACUUGGGGCAGAGUUUAGCCAGAACUUAAACUUUGUUCCAUCUCAGAGAGUUUCUCAGAUAGAACAUUUCUAUAAGCCUGAUACACAUGCUCAAAGUUGGAGAUGUGACUCAGCCAUAAUGUAUGCAGAUAAGGUUACCUGUGAAAAUAAUGAUUAUGACAAAACUGUUUAUCAGUCCAUUCAACCUAUUUACCCUGCAAGAAUACAAACUGGAGAUAAUCUUUUCAAAUGUACUGAUGCUGUUAAAUCUUUCAAUCAUAUAAUACAUUUUGGUGAUCAUAAAGGAAUUCACACAGGAGAAAAACUCUAUGAAUAUAAGGAAUGCCAUCAAAUCUUUAACCAGAGCCCAUCAUUUAAUGAACACCCAAGGCUUCAUGUUGGAGAAAACCAGUAUAAUUACAAAGAAUAUGAGAAUAUCUUUUAUUUCUCAUCCUUUAUGGAACAUCAAAAAAUUGGUACUGUAGAGAAAGCGUAUAAAUACAAUGAAUGGGAGAAAGUCUUUGGGUAUGACUCUUUCCUUACUCAACAUACAAGCACUUACACUGCAGAGAAACCCUAUGACUACAAUGAAUGUGGGACAUCUUUCAUCUGGAGCUCUUACCUUAUUCAACAUAAGAAAACUCAUACUGGAGAAAAACCCUAUGAAUGUGAUAAAUGUGGAAAAGUUUUUAGGAAUCGCUCAGCCCUUACGAAACAUGAACGGACUCACACUGGAAUAAAACCCUAUGAAUGUAAUAAAUGUGGAAAAGCCUUCAGCUGGAAUUCUCAUCUUAUUGUACAUAAGAGAAUUCAUACAGGAGAAAAACCUUAUGUUUGUAAUGAGUGUGGGAAAUCUUUCAACUGGAACUCUCAUCUUAUUGGACAUCAGAGGACUCAUACAGGAGAGAAACCUUUUGAAUGUACUGAAUGUGGGAAAUCAUUCAGCUGGAGCUCCCAUCUUAUUGCCCAUAUGAGAAUGCAUACUGGAGAGAAACCCUUUAAAUGUGAUGAAUGUGAAAAAGCUUUUAGGGACUACUCAGCCCUUAGUAAACAUGAAAGAACUCAUUCUGGAGCAAAACCAUAUAAAUGUACUGAAUGUGGAAAAUCCUUCAGCUGGAGCUCCCAUCUUAUUGCCCAUCAGAGAACUCACACGGGAGAGAAACCAUAUAACUGUCAGGAAUGUGGCAAAGCAUUCAGAGAACGCUCAGCCCUCACUAAACAUGAGAUAAUUCAUUCUGGAAUUAAGCCCUAUGAAUGUAAUAAAUGUGGAAAAUCCUGUAGCCAGAUGGCUCACCUUGUUAGACAUCAAAGGACUCAUACUGGAGAAAAACCCUAUGAAUGCAAUAAAUGUGGAAAAUCCUUCAGUCAGAGCUGUCACCUUGUUGCUCAUCGGAGAAUUCACACUGGUGAGAAACCCUAUAAAUGUAAUCAGUGUGAAAGAUCCUUUAACUGUAGUUCUCACCUCAUUGCACACCGGAGAACUCAUACUGGAGAGAAACCAUACAGGUGUAAUGAAUGUGGGAAAGCAUUUAAUGAGAGUUCAUCCCUUAUUGUACACCUAAGAAACCAUACUGGAGAAAAGCCCUACAAAUGUAAUCAUUGUGAAAAAGCAUUUUGUAAGAAUUCUUCCCUUAUUAUUCAUCAGAGAAUGCAUAGUGGAGAGAAACGCUUUAUAUGCAGUGAAUGUGGAAAAGCCUUUAGUGGUCACUCAGCCCUACUUCAACACCAGAGAAAUCACAGUGAAGAGAAACUGAAUUGAAUUUAUGCGAGUUUUUCGUUUCUUGUACAUUUGACAACACAUUGAGGAAAACCCUAUAAACAUAAUCAAGAGGGGACAUUUUUCAUUAAGAGUUCAGUAAGACUUCUCCCACAUUAUUUACUAGAAAAUAUCAUCUUAGAAGAAACCCCAUGAAGGAAAAGAAUAGGGAAAAGCUUUCAGCAGUUAUUUAGCCCUUACUCAAAAUCAGAUAAUUAACAAUGAAGGAAACUCUAAACUCCCCUUAUGGUCUACCAGUAAUUCAUACUUGAGGACCAUGACUGUGGGGAAUGAGGCAUCUUUUAGCAAGAGCUCUCACCAAUUGUAGAUUGGUGUGAAUUGCUAAGGGAAAAACCUUAUGCAGAGAAAAGUUUUUGACUGGAAAUACACUGUUUUGCAUCAAGCUGGAGUACUGGAUGGAAAACUCUACAAUAACAUUUUGUGCAUAAUUGUAGAAAUACAGAUUUUGUUGUUAUAAGGGGAGGGUCUGGGUGCCCAGGAGUAGAAUAUGAAGUGCUAAAUCUGAAUGUAAGAAAAAUAAUAGUAUUGAAUGGGGUAUUUACUGUUGAUUAACCUCCUUAGAGAAAAUUAAUGAAUGAGAUGACUAACGGUAGAAAAGUUAUUGCCUAGGAGUGUGAGACUGAUAUUGCUGGACAGAAAGUGAUCCUUAGCCCAGUGUGUCAGCGUCCAUUAUUACUCAUCACUGCAUUGUUGGGCAAUUAGUUUGUAAUUUGUUUUAGGCAAUCACUAUAAACUAUAAUUAUGGACACUGCAUCAGUAUACAUAACAUGAAGGAAUAAAAAGGAUACAGAAUUGUAUAUACAUACUUACUGUAACACAUCUAAAAAAAUGUAUAUGGGUAAGGACCUGAAAGAUCCAUGGAAAAGUUAACCCACUUAAUUUGAGAUUUUUAAAAAGUUUUACAAAUACAUAUAACACUUAUGUGCUGGGCUUUCUUUUAAAUGCUUUCCAAGUGUUAACUUGUUUAGUCCCCUUUACUCUCAGAUAGGUACUGUUACCCCAGUUUUACAAAUGGCUAAGCUGAAGCAGAGAUGUUGAAGGAUCCUACCUAAGGGGCACAACUAGUAAGGGAGUAGAGCUGAGAUUGGCUCCAGAGUUCUUGUUUUCAGCCACCAUUUUAUGCUGCCUCUCCAGUGAUUUUUUUUUCCCAUUUUCUUCAGUGUUUCUAUAGCAGAGAUUUGAUAAUAAAAAGAAAAUCCUAAACAAUGAGAAAUAAA